Bombina bombina (fire-bellied toad) is the source of this 906-nucleotide messenger RNA. RefSeq names its product junctional adhesion molecule B-like. The coding region runs from base 73 to 906 and encodes 277 amino acids. The transcript is spliced from 8 exons. Gene Ontology annotation, biological process: leukocyte tethering or rolling. NCBI's taxonomy places the organism in Eukaryota, Metazoa, Chordata, Amphibia, Anura, Bombinatoridae. Gene Ontology annotation, cellular component: cell surface; tight junction; protein complex involved in cell adhesion. The record is from RefSeq and is a predicted model, not a curated record.
CUCAGUACAACGCCUGGACCCGGACUGUACACUUGGAUCAGAGCUGUUCCCGUGUCCCAGCUUUCCUACACCAUGCAGCCUACAACCUGUGUGCUCUUUUGGGGUUACUUUGUGGCUCUUUGCUGUAAAGAAAUUCUUGGUGUGACGGUUACUUCAGAUAAUCGUAAUGUUAAAGCACUUGAGUUUGGAGAGGUUGUUCUCUCUUGCAAGUACAGACUGGAGAAGACUGAACAGAAGGUCAGGUUAGAAUGGAAGAAAGUUGUUACAAAUGGUGACGUCUCAUUUGUGUACUUUAAUGAUGCUUUAGCAGCUGAUCUACAGAAACGGGCUGAAAUGAUGGGUUCAAGCAUCAGAUUUAAGAAUGUUAGUAGAGGAGAUGCAGGAAAAUAUCGAUGUGAAGUUAGUGCGCCUCAAGAUACCAAAAUUUUUCAGGAGAUCGAAAUUGAAUUAAGCAUCUUAGUGGCCCCGAGUGUCCCUGUAUGUGAUAUUCCCAGCUCAGCCAUGAGCGGCUCAUCAGUUGAACUUAAAUGUUGGGAAAAUGAAGGCUCCCCAGCUUCAGAGUACAAGUGGUUUAAGAAUGGAGUUCCUUUAUUAGAAAACCCAGCCCCGAAUGCCAGGGUUACAAAUUCGUCUUAUACACUGAAUAAAAUCUCAGGCACUUUGCAAUUCAGUACUGUUGCCAAAAUGGAUACAGGGGAAUAUUACUGUGAAGCCAGCAAUGGGAUUGGAAAGACUCAGCGAUGUGUUGCAAAAAGUAUGCAAGUUGAUGACCUGAAUAUAGCUGCAAUUAUAGCUGGAGUGGUGGUUGUAACGCUUGUGAUUUUACUCUGUGGACUUGGAAUUUUCUAUGCACAUAAAAGAGGUUGCUUCUCAAGUAUAGUGUUCCUGGGAAUACUGAAUACUUAA